This is a messenger RNA of Doryrhamphus excisus (bluestripe pipefish), 2743 nucleotides long. RefSeq names its product aminoadipate aminotransferase (gene aadat). Lineage: Eukaryota; Metazoa; Chordata; Actinopteri; Syngnathiformes; Syngnathidae. Gene Ontology annotation, molecular function: L-kynurenine:2-oxoglutarate transaminase activity; pyridoxal phosphate binding. Gene Ontology annotation, biological process: biosynthetic process. The record is from RefSeq and is a predicted model, not a curated record.
CUUAACUGUUUCCGGUCAUAUCUCUCCUUGACGCUUACUGCCCUCUAGUGGCAUCUGGCUUUAACCGCCUUUGACUUCAUUUUACUUCCAUUUUGUUGGGCGUAAAGCCGGGAAGGCGCGGUGUCUUAUAGCAGGACUAGUUCGUCGUAUAGGCGGCAGAACGCGAAGAAGAUGGCUUGCUUCCGGUAAUGGCGGCCUUCGUAACUCAAAGAGCUUUUGGACGUAAAGGAGCCGCCCGUAAGUAACACAAGAAACAAAUGAAAAGUUGUUGACUUUAAGAAGAAACUGAGUGUGCUUGUAGGAAAGAUGAAUUAUGCUCGAUUUCUGACUGCGGUCAGCGCAGCCAGGAAGCCAUCGCCCAUCAGAAUGCUGACUGAGCUGCAGCAGCGUUCACCUCCAUCGCUGAUCUCACUGGCCGGUGGGGCGCCUAACCCUGACACCUUCCCCUUUGAGUCAGCGACCAUCCAGGUCAAGAACGGCCAGGCUAUCUCCUUUGAUGAGGUGGCCAUGAAAAGGGCAUUGCAGUACUCGGCCUCCAGCGGGAUCCCAGAGCUACUGACAUGGUUAAAGAACCUGCAGAAGAGCCUCCACAACCCACCGACGGUCACCUGUAGUCCUGAGAAUGGCCAAAUGGACGUGUGCGUGACCACAGGAAGCCAGGAAGGGCUCUGCAAGGUGUUUGAAAUGCUGGUCAACCCUGGAGACAACGUACUGCUGGAUUCACCUACCUACCCGGGAACGCUGGCGGCACUACAGCCGCUAGGCUGCAACAUUAUCAACGUCCGCAGCGAUCAGCAUGGAAUGAUACCAGCAGCACUGAAGGAAGUCUUGUCUCGCUGGAACCCAUCAGAUGUUCACAGGCCCGGCAGCGGCGUUCCCAAGGUCCUCUACACCAUUCCCAAUGGAGGAAACCCCACCGGCGCCUCCAUGACAGCUCAGAGGAAGAAGGAAGUCUAUGAGCUGGCAAGGACGUACGACAUGCUCAUCAUCGAGGACGACCCUUACUACUUCCUGCAAUUUGACAAGCCAUGGGCGCCAACUUUCCUCUCAAUGGAUGUGGAUGGGCGGAUCAUCAGAACCGAUUCCUUCUCCAAGAUCCUGUCUUCAGGCUUGAGGAUAGGUUUUGUAACAGGGCCCAAACCUCUGCUGGAGCGAGUGGUGCUGCACGUUCAGGCAUCCACUAUGCACACAAGCACGUUUACACAGCUCAUGGUGUCUCAGCUGUUGCACGAUUGGGGUCAAGAUGGCUUCCUUCGCCACAUAGACGGAGUGAUUGAUUUCUACGGAAAACAACGUGAUGCGAUGAUUAGCUCCGCCCACAAGUGGCUCUCAGGUAUAGCAGAGUGGCACACCCCAACGGCGGGAAUGUUCCUGUGGAUCAAACUGAAGGAAAUCCAAGACACCAGGCAGCUCAUCAUGGAGAAGGCCCUGGAGAAGGAGGUGCUGCUGGUUCCAGGAAGCGUGUUCAUGAUCGACAGCAGUAAGCCGUGUCCUUACGUCAGAGCGGCUUUUUCACUGUCUACUCCCCAACAGAUUGAUGAAGCCUUCAGACGCCUUGCCAACCUGAUCAGAGAGUCUUCCUGACCAGCUCCCCUUCAUUUUACAUGAAGAUGUUAUGGCGUGCAAAAGAACAUUUGUCAAAGCGCAUGUUCCUCAUUAUACAUGCUGGAGGAGGUGAACAUGAAUGGAAAAAAAAUAUAUUUUGCACUGUACAUGCCCAAAUGUUUUAAAUGGGAUCUAUUAUGAAAAUUUCUCGACCCUUUGUAUUGAGUUGUGGUCUCCUAUAGAGCAGCUACACACAAUAACCUGCAAAAAAAAUUCUAAAUCUGCACCUAUCCCGGAUGUAUUUCCUUUGAUUUGUUCUUCCUGCAGCCCACAUCCGGGCUUGCCCACUCCGCUUUGAUUGGUCACACACCCAAAGUGCUUCCCAACUAUGAACCAUAUAAGGAAGUCUGCCCUCUGUGACAUCACAAAGUGGCUUCUUUCAGGGCUCACUUCCAGAUGCGCAAACCUCAUGAUAUGAAACGUUGGCAUCGUUUAACACCGGACUACAACAUUCUAACGACAUUUAUAGCUCAGACAAGUGGGAAAAGCACAAUAGUUCCCCUUUACAGGGGAACUACACUUUAUGGAAGUCACUAUCAUUCACAAUACUUAUGUGAAACACAAACACAUUUCUUUCCCUUUUCUGUAAAUUACAACAUGAGAAAACAAGUUCAUAUCAGCUAGCUUAUAAUGCUGUCAUUGGGUUACACCUAUUUGGACUAAGAAGCCCUUUCCCAAAAAUCCCUCUAACAAUAUUGCAUUGUUUGAGGUACAUGCUGUGAUCAUGCAUUAACACGUACACUGAUGAAAUGUACUGAUACACACAUAGUACAUACAUGCUAGUUCUGUCAACAACAGCAGCGACAACACUUAGGAUGCCCGCUCUCCUUGGGAUGGCUGUGUCUUCCAGCACAAGACGUGAGCUCCAGUCCUCUGGUAAAAAAAUGCUGAUGGCAAACAAGCAUCUUGUUGAGUAUUUGUAGCGAAAUGUAGAAUUAGGUAUCUGCUCUUCCGUCUGUGAGUGAUGCAUAGUCCGCUGGAUAAAUAUAGUUAUAUGUGUUAAAUGCCACAAUAACAAUAUUGCUGUGGCUUGGUUAAUAUGGAAGUUUGUUAUGUAAAUGGACACUUUUGGCCUUUUUGAGGGUUUUUUGUGAGGGCUUUUGUGUCAAAAUAGUUUUUUCCCAUGACGUCCGUUGUU